Molecule: messenger RNA, 4213 nt
Organism: Lytechinus pictus (painted urchin)
Lineage: Eukaryota; Metazoa; Echinodermata; Echinoidea; Temnopleuroida; Toxopneustidae
Product: ankyrin repeat and SAM domain-containing protein 1A-like
Exons: 3
Coding region: 12-461 (149 amino acids)
Cellular component (GO): cytosol
Molecular function (GO): protein binding
Source: RefSeq, a predicted model, not a curated record
AUGCGGUCCAAAUGCUGCUCAAGUUUGAUGCUUCACCGACAGUGCCUGACAACAGAGGGAGCAAUCCCCUUCAUCUUGCGGCGUGGACCGGUAACGUCGAGAUCGUUCAAACUCUUCUCACUGUCGGCGUCAGUAAGGACCAAGUCAAUGAACAGAAUAAUUAUUGGGACACGCCUCUUCAUUUUGCUGCCCAGUACGGUCACACUGAUGUGGUGUCUAUUUUAUUAGAGAAUGGGGCUGACCCUACACUAUGCAAUCGUAAGGAAGAGGGUCCCUUAGAUCUAGCUGCCCAGUACGGCCGCCAGGACACCGUCCAGUUACUGGUCAGACUCAGGCCGGACCUUCUUGCCAAGAUUCCCGACUCCCGGUCAUUGCUUCACCUUGCAGCUAAGAACGGUCAUCAUCGGAUCGUCAAGCUAUUACUGGAUGCUGGUUGUGACAUAAAUAAAACGGUAAUAUAAAGUUUGUGACAUGAUAUUCCACUUUUAAUAUGUAUAUAUAGUUCAUCUUGGUGUAAAGUUGAGUUGAAUAAAAGCAAAAUGCAAAGAACUUAUUAAAAGAAAUUGGCUAAUGAAGCCAGGUUUAAAAGGUGAAAAUCCAUUUAACAAUCUUGACUAUUUAAGGUUUUUAUUUUGUGUAUGUCAUGUACGAGCACUUUGCCUUUAUGUAAUCCUCAAAGUCCCAUUUUUUAAUAGUGCAUGUUGACUGAAACAUUUGACUCUUUUGAAGUACAAAAACAACAUGAUUAAUGACUUAUAAAAAUACCAGUGUUUUCUUUCUUUAAUGUUCAUUAGAAAAUGGCAUUUUAUUGUAUUUACAUCACAUAAGAUUUAACAGAGGAGCUGCCUGCUAGUGACAUCACAAAAUUAGAAUUUUGAAAAUCCAUUGCUAUGUAAUAUUUUCCCAAACCCCAAACAUAGCUUGAUUUUAUAAAAGUUGGAAAGUGAGAUUGUUCAUGCUAUUAAAAAGCCCUUGAUCUAUCCCUUUAAUUAUAAAAGCUCAUGUUCAUUGCUAAGCAGGAAGCGCUGUUAGCAAGGAAGCCCCGCGUCGAGGACAUGAUGUAUGUGUCUUGCUGCCGAAUAUGCAACGUCCUCUAGGACUCGUCUCCCAAUAUAGCGCAUGGACAGGAAUAAGAAUGUUAUGAUCCUGGGAUUAUUGUUCAGAGGCCAUGUAGAAACGCUACGAUAAGUCAUUUGGCCAAGUUGUGAACUCAUCGGGCUGUUUCCUAAAUUUGUAGAGUUACGCGCUGUUCCGUAAAGAGUUUCAGAUGACUCUAAGUACACCGGAACUGAUGCUAAAUGAGACUCUUGGUCACUUAAAUUCUCAUUAACUAACUAUUCAAAAGACGAAGAAAUGUGAUCAAUAGAGAUAGAAUUAUAGCUAAAAACCAUUAUUUUCAACUCAUUAUAAUAGCCAAAUUAUGAACCAAGCAAGCUGUUUCUAAAGUUCGUUUUUGAGUUCCGUAUGAAUUUUCAAACAUUUGGUGUUAACUGAAAUUCCUGGCCACUUUAAUUCUACCCAACUAAAAUUAUGAUCCAUUGAAAAUAAAAUUAUAGUGAAUAAUUAUUAUUUUCAACUUAUUUUGCCAAAUUGCAAACUCUGCAGGCUGUUGUGUAAAGUUCUGCAUGACUUUACAAACACUGGUGCUAAUACCUUGGUCACAUUUGCUCUACGGCGGCCAUACGACGAGUCGAAAACAGUCUUUUUAACAUUUAUGUACCAGCUACAAAUAGCUGGUUUGAGAUAAAAAUGAAUGAAACGGCUGUUUUCGACUCGCCGUAGAGCAAAUGUGACUGAGGUAUAAAUGAGCCUCUUGGCUGCUUGAAUUCUUAUCAACUAUUAAAAAGAUUUACAAAAAGUAUGGUCUAUGGACAUGGAAUUGUUUAUAGUACCCCCCAGUAUUUUCAACUCAUUAUGCCAAAUUAUGAACUCAGCAGGCUGUAAAGUGGAACAUGUUCUUUGGUGCUAACUGAAAUUCUUUGUCACCUUAAUUCUUUCCAACCAUAUUUAUUAUGCAGGGUCAUUCUCAGAAAAAUGCUACAAUUGAUGGGGGAAAAAAUCGUAAAAAUUAAGUCUACAGAAUGGGUUGAAAAAUAGAUAUUGUGAAAGUACCAUGUAUGAGAAAGUGGCAACAGAAAAGGGGCAAGUCGCUGUUGCGUCAAUUUGAAGUACUGACCGGAUUAACUCGAGCACUGUAUAUCAAUGUUACGGAGGUUAAUCGUUUGCAUUGCUCACUUAUGUUACUCAAUUAAAUCACUUUUGAAAUGAUUAAAUAGAAAUGCGCACCAUUUAGAUUCAGUGUGGUAUCAACAAUUUUAUUUACUGAAGCCAAAAUGUUUGCAAGAUAGAAAAAAUAUUCAAUAUUGUUUUUCAGAAGCAGGAUUUUACCAAAUAACAUUUAACUAAAAGUACCAUAAAAAAUAUUGCAAUCUUUCGUUCAGUUUAUUGUUCAUAAUUUGAAUGAGGCAACCUUAAAAUAACUUUCAUCUAUAACCUGAGAUCCUAAGCAAUGCAUGACCUAUGCUGGGAAUCCAAAGAUAGUUUACCAUUAAAUCCUCUCGAUGGCAUUUAACCAUGUCAACCUUCGUUACGGAAGUUAAAAUCAAGUUACAAAUUGCAAUACUUAUUUUGUUAGCUUAAGAACAUCCAUAUUCUCUUGGCUUGCUUCGCGAACGAAGAUUUAUAAAGGCAGUCCACGUCGACUGCAGGCACGCAUGUGACUCACAAGGCCGAUACGUGAUAGACAGGCCCGGCCACAGCGGCCGCAGUCAAAAGUCACGUUUGGUGUGGCUGCUGAGGCUUCGCGAUUCUUUCUGCGGCGACGUUUCUCCCUCAGGUGAUCUUUUCGGGAUUCCUCGAAAGAAGAGGCAGCCUGAUGGACUAUAUGUCGCCAGCUAGCACGGUCAGCAGCCAGAGUAGACCACUGGCAAUGAUCGAUAUGGCAUGUACCGAGGGACUUCUUCAGGAUGUCCUUGAAGCGUUUCUUUGGAGCCCCUCUGUCACGAUUGCCAGUAGAAAGUUCGCCGUACAGGGCUAUCUUGGGCAGGCGAUGGUCUUCCAUUCUUGAGAUGUGUCCUGCCCAACGGAGCUGAGUCUUCAGCAGCAGCAGCUGAACAUCCAUAUUAAUGUAUUGGUAUAACAUUUUUCAUUUAUUUAUUGAAGAUGAAUGUGGAACGCAUUGCUUAAUUUUCCCAUCCCCCCCCCAUUUUUUUUAAAUGUUAAAAACAGAACAGGAAAAGGACAACUGUCAUUUUUGUUGUCGUUCUUGUUCACAGUUGGAAUGAGAAAACCGAAUAAUCGGGCCACAAAAUUGUAGUUCAUCUUAAAAGUUUCUGGCCCUAAGUAAUCAUAAGCAAGAUCCUAAGCAAUGCAUGACCAAUUCUGGUAAUCCCAGGAUACUUUACCAUCAAAUCCUCAAGUGACAUUUACCCUUAUCAAUCUUCGUUACGGAAGUUAAAUUAAGUUACAAAUUGUAGUAUUUAUUUGUUAGCUUAGGAAAAUCCAUAUUUAGGUAUUCGUAUAACCUUUUUCAAUAAAUAAAGAUAAAUGUGGAACGCAUAGCUUAAUUUGCUACCCCUCCCCCAAAAAAGAAAAUGUGAAAAACAUAACAGGAAACGGAAACUGUAAUUUUAUUGUCGUUCUUGUUCAAAGUUGGAAUGAGAAAACUGAAUAACCGGGCCACAGAAUUGCAGUUCAUCUAUAAUUUUCUGGCAAUAAACAAAAUAUAGCAAUCGCAGUCCCGUAACCAGGAUGAGUUCUCUGGGUUACGAGGAAUCCCGCCGCUUGCCAAAAGCCAAAAUAAAGAUAGAAAAAAAAGAAGAAAAAACAUUAAAAAAAGGACAUGGGGAAAUGAAUAAUAAAAAAGUAAGGUGAAUGAAACAUAAGGCUAAAAAUUCACAAAUACAUAAAUUAUUAACGGAAUCUAUAUGAUCUAAUCGCGAUUUAUUUUUAUUAUUUUGUUUCAUCGAGAUACACAAUUACGCAUCCUGUUCGUGAUUUAAAAAAAUGACGAAUAGCCAAAAUGUUUGAUUAUCGAAGUACGUAUUUUAUUUAUAAAUUCCAACAAACCGUGAGUGUUUAAAAUACCCCUUUCCAUGUUUUCAUGUCAGUAGGCUUAUAUCGAUUAUUUCAACGCUUUUCAUGCGCAGUAAAGGGGUCAACCAGGCUGAAAAUAUGAUCUGAACAGAUAAUAAUCAGACAAACAAAAUACUGC